This is a messenger RNA of Chelmon rostratus (copperband butterflyfish), 2325 nucleotides long. RefSeq names its product TBC1 domain family member 15. Gene Ontology annotation, biological process: activation of GTPase activity. Lineage: Eukaryota; Metazoa; Chordata; Actinopteri; Chaetodontiformes; Chaetodontidae. The transcript has 10 exons. The record is from RefSeq and is a predicted model, not a curated record. Bases 317 to 1702 code for a protein of 461 amino acids. Gene Ontology annotation, molecular function: GTPase activator activity.
UCCACCUGGAAUGUGGCCCAAGCUCGGAUCUCAAGGUGCAGUCAUGUGACCUCCAGAUGGCGGAACAAGAGUAAACAGAGGGUUUGCUGAAACCUUCCUGAAAAGUUUUGUGAUCUUGGACGGUUCGACCCCGUUCGAGGGGGCCAGUCCCGGUUGUUUUUCGGCCCCAGCUCGCAGAGGGAGAUGGGAAGCGGCGCGAGCGGUUGUUCACUCGGAAGAUGACAGUUUGUUGUCUGGUGAGGCUCCGUGGCUGCGGCGCGCCAGGCGAGCUCUUCUUUACCUGUGCGAGGUGUGAUCGCGAACCCUGCGGGCACGGAUGGGAGAUCUGACCAGCGGGAGUCCACGGCAGGCAGCCGGAGAAGAGACGAGCUCAUCGGACAGUCCCCAGUCAGAUGUCCGCUUCCAGAGGAGAGUAGCCGCGGUCAACUCUCCGGCUCUGCCCGCCGCACGCCUCACUUUACCUGGAGUCAUGGACACCGAGGGGAGGGUCGACGAGUCUAGACUGAGGAUGCACAUUUUCAAAAACGGUGGCGUGUCCCCCUCUGAGCGUGGCCUGGCCUGGCGUUUCCUGUUUGGGAUGUACCCGUGCAGCUCAACGGCUUUAGAGCGCUCUCUGCUGCAAGAGCAGUUGGUCGUACGUUACCAGAUCAUGAAGAGAAAGUGGCAGCAGUUUCUUCCAUCAGCUGUGCGGAUGCACCUCAACGGCACUGAUGCUGAGUUGGUGGCAGCAGUCAGGUACUUUGACCAGAGGCAGGCACAAGCCCAGCAACAGACCCAGGACCAGUCAGAGGAGGUCAGGGACAGACUGGCUUUCUUGGAGCUUCAGGCACAGAUACUGUUUGAGCGGGUCACAUUUGACCAAGCGGAGCUGCGGGAAGCCAUACGAAUAAUUGACAAGGAUGUGCCAAGAACUAACAGAGACCUGAGCUAUUACCAGGGUGAAGGUUCAGGCAAUCUGUUGGUGCUGAGAGACAUCCUCAUCACUUAUGCUGCUUUUCAUCCAGAGGUCAGUUAUGCCCAAGGAAUGAACGACCUGUGCAGCCGGUUCCUGGAAGUUCUUGACUCUGAGGUGGACACUUUUUGGAGUUUCUCCUGCUACAUGGAGAAAUUCUCCAAGGACUUCAGGGCUGAUGGCCUGCACAGAAAAAUAGAGUUGGAGGCUGCCCUGCUGAAGGAACUAGACCCUCAGCUUUAUGCUCAUUUGGUCACAGACAGCAUGGAGAGCUUCACCUUCUGCCACAGGUGGCUGCUGCUGGGUUUCCAGAGGGAGUUUGAACACAGUGACGCAUUACGUUUGUUCGAGAUCCUGAGUUGUGACCACUUGGAGCUUAUCUCCCAACAAGUAGACCGAGCCCGCUAUCAGGAAAGGCUUGCUCGGAAAUGCAGCGCAGAGGACAGUUCAGAGUCAGAGCUGCAGGCCAUCAACACUGACUUCACCUUUGAGCUCUUCAUCUGUGCGGCCAUCCUGUUAGAGAACAGAGAGUCUCUGCUGCGGUGCCGAGAUGACGUGCAACUCAUCCAGUUUACGAGCAGCCUUCAGGGAACGCUGGACCUGAACAGCACGCUGAAGAAAGCAGAGCACCAUUUGUACAACUACUGCAAGAGCUGUGCUUGGGACUACAUGAGCGGGCGAUGCAGAGCGCACAAGAGCAAAGAAGAAGACUUUCUUUAUCAGCUCCGCAGUUUACUUGUUUUAAAGUGAUAGCUACGCUUUAAAUACCCGAUAUCAAAGACUCCUAUGAAACUGUCAUUUGUAACGGGACAUUCGGUAUAAUUUCUGUUUGGAGUAUUGAUGGCACAUAUUCUUUAUCUUUGUUUUUAUUUCUGAGGGAAACACACUAAUGGCUGCUUAAGUUUGAUCAAUUCCUGCUGUUUAUUAUAAUUAUAAAUGUACAGUAUUUAUUUUAUGGAAUUUGACCUACACCGACUGACUCACCUUGGUUGCUGUCCCGAUUGUACAUGCAUUUGAUAGCUUAAGCCUAAUAUCUUAGUAACUCAGACAAGCUUUGAAGGGUGUGUUUUUGCAGAUCAUGCAAUAUCCAGCCGCUAGAGGAAUACAGCCACUUGACAGGCGUGGGCAACUACCGAGAUCUGGUGUGUCGCAACAGGUGGUGUUUGCAACGAACUGCAGUUAUAUUUAAUGCCAGAUGGCCUAUGUGUCAGAGAGACCUACAGGAAUUGAUAUCCAUUUUUUUGCGGCCUGGCAGGGAGACCAUGCAGUAAUAGGAAGGAAACCCCACUGCACACCUAUGUCUUAAAAAUAGGAUGAAACACGUACACAACAUAAAAAUGAGACCUCAAUAAAACUACGGAAGGUUGGUUACU